AUGUAUGUUAUCGUUAUCAAUAAUCCGAAGAUUCGACAAGCGUUGCUCAAAGAGCAAGAUCCCGAUUUGGAGAAAACUGAAAAAAUCAUUCAAGUGGCUGAACGUUUAGAAGAGGAUGUUCGUCAUUUUGGAACAUCGAUCAAUCAUACAGACUCCACAAUAGCCAAAGUUCAACCAAAAAGAUUCAACCAACGUCCGGCGACGCUAAACAAGCCAACGCCGAAGGUUGAGUACAAACCAUGUCAAACUUGUGGAUCAACCAAUCAUCCACGCUCAGAAUGCAAGUACCGUGAAUUUACUUGCAACUUCUGUAAACGCUCUGGUCAUUUAGAGCGAGUGUGUCAAAAGAAAAAGGACGGAAAGAAGACGACAAAACAGGUUAAAACGUCGCAUAAACUUAAGCAUGUCAAUCAACGCACAUAG
This is a messenger RNA of Didymodactylos carnosus, 423 nucleotides long. The record is from the annotation of a GenBank genome assembly. Lineage: Eukaryota; Metazoa; Rotifera; Eurotatoria; Philodinida; Philodinidae.